AUGGCUACCCCUGUUGAAGAGACAAUGGCCACACCUAUUGAAGACAAAAUGGCAACCCCUGUUGAAGAGGAAAUGGCCACUCCUAUUCAAGACAAGAUGGCUACCCCUGAUGAAGACAAGAUGGAAACACCUGAUGAAGAAAAGACACUAGCCCUAACCCAAUAUGAAGACAAAACAGCAACUCCCUAUGAAAACAAUGAGGUGGCAAUUCCAGAAGCACAGCCUAACAAGCGAAGGAAAAAGAAGUCCAUAGUCUGGGAGCAUUUCACCAUAGAAACUGUGAGUGCUGGAUGUAGGAGGGCAUGCUGCAACCAAUGCAAGCAAAGUUUUGCGUAUAGUACGGGUGCAAAAGUAGCAGGUACUAGCCACCUCAAACGCCACAUCGCCAAGGGGACUUGCCCAGCACUUCUCCGUAACCAGAACAAUAGUCAAUCGUCCCCAUAUACCCCAUCUCCAAGGGGUGGUAGCUCUUCCAAUCCACCUAAAAGGCGUUACCGAACUCCUAGUACACCCCAAAUUAUGUUUGAUCCAGACCGUUGCCGCCAUGAGAUUGCAAGGAUGAUUAUCAUGCAUGAUUACCCACUGCAUAUGGUUGAACAUCCUGGUUUUGUAGCUUUUGUCCAGAAUCUUCAGCCACGGUUCAACAUGGUGAGCUUCAAUACUGUUCAAGGAGAUUGCGUUGCAACAUACCUAAUGGAAAAGCAAAGUCUUACCAAGUUUAUUGAGGGCAUACCUGGACGUGUUUGCCUUACAUUGGACAUGUGGACUUCCUCUCAAAGUGUGGGUUAUGUGUUUAUUACUGGGCACUUCAUUGAUACUGACUGGAAGUUGCACAGGCGGCUGCUCAAUGUUGUGAUGGAACCAUAUCCUGACUCAGAUACUGUGCUUAGUCACGCUGUUGCUGUUUGCCUUCAUGAUUGGAGUUUGGAAAGCAAGUUAUUUUCAAUCACUUAUGAUCGGCCAUUGAGUGAGGCUGCUCUUGCAAAUUUAAGGCCUCUUAUCCCUAUCAAGAACCCACAUAUCCUCAAUGGUCAGUUAUUGGUGGGAAAUUGCAUUGCCCGCACUUUGAGUAGCAUUGCAACAGAAGUGUUAGCGGCAGGGGAAGAUACAGUGAAAAAAAUCCGGGACAGUGUCAAGUAUGUGAAGACGUCAGAGUCCCAUGAGGAGAAAUUUCUCGAGCUUAAGAAUCAGCUUCAAGUCCCAAGUGAAAGGACCCUAUCUCUUGACGACCAAACUCAAUGGAAUACAACGUAUGAGAUGCUGGUGGCCGCUUCUGAAUUAAAGGAAGUGUUUUCUUGCUUGGAUACAUCUGAUUCUGAUUACAAACAUGCCCCGUCGUUGGAAGAUUGGAAGCAAGUUGAUACUCUCUGCACAUACUUGAAACUUAUCUUUGAUGCAGCCAACAUCCUUACCACUACAUCAAACCCAACUGCAGUUACCUUCUUCCAUGAAGUGUGGAGGAUUCAGACAGAGCUGGUUCGUACAAUUACAAGUGAGGAUCCCUUCAUUAGCAGCCUAACUAAGGUAAUGCAAGAUAGGAUUGAAAAAUACUGGAAGAACUGUAGCCUGGCUUUGGCAACAGCGGUAGUUAUGGAUCCCAGGUUCAAGAUGAAGCUUGUCGAGUUCAGUUUCAACAAAAUUUACGGUGAAGAAGCUCCAACAUUUAUCAAGAUUGUUGAUGAUGGAAUUCAUGAGCUCUUCCAUGAAUACUUGACACUGCCUUUGCCUCUCACACCAACUUAUGCAGAUGACGGAACUGGGGGAGCCAACGUCAAGACAGAGGAUUCCCAAGGAGGAACUCUUCUGACAGACAAUGGACUCACGGAUUUUGAUAUGUACAUCAUGGAGACUACUAGCCAACAGAUGAAGUCAGAGCUGGAUCAGUAUUUGGACGAGUCUCUGUUGCCUCGAGUCCAUGAAUUUGAUGUGUUGGGCUGGUGGAAACUGAACAAGAUGAAGUACCCGACACUUUCAAAGAUGGCUCGUGAUAUUUUGUCAAUUCCGGUAUCCACAGUUCCUUCUGAGUCUGUUUUUGAUACCAUUGCCAAAGAGAUGGAUCAGUACAGGAGUUCUUUACGACCAGAGACAGUGGAAGCCCUUAUAUGCGCCAAGGAUUGGAUGCAGCAUGGAUCGGCAGAAGCUCCAAAUAAUGCACUAGUGAGAAUGGAAUAUUAG
Molecule: messenger RNA, 2175 nt
Organism: Prunus armeniaca (apricot)
Lineage: Eukaryota; Viridiplantae; Streptophyta; Magnoliopsida; Rosales; Rosaceae
Source: the annotation of a GenBank genome assembly